AAAUUUGAUUUUCUCUUUUACAAGUUAAUAUUAUUGUAUUUCAAUUAUAUUUUAUAUUUCAGGUACUAGCAUUGCCUCAUAUACCGGCUGAAAGGGGUCAUCCGGGGUGCCCUAAUUUUUGUAUGGAAGAUGGAUUAAAUACGAUUGUUAAUUAUACCUUACAAUUUCCCGAAAUUAAUGAGGUUAUGAAUUGUUUCCUGAUGGACUACAUUUACCAUUAUUGGUUUUUGCAAAUUGGUCCACGAUUUUUAAGUGUUUUUGGUCAAGAUCACCUGACCAACAAUUACUUAGAAUCCUUCCAUGCAACGUUGCUCACUCAAAUUGGACGCCACCCUAAUAUUUGGGACUUUCUUCAAAGACUGACUAUUGUGGAAAAUCAGUUCUUUGUAGAAUUUCAACAAAGCAUCAAUAAUCUCAUGAUCAGAGAUGGCACUUCUAGAUCUGAAAGAGAAAAUCCAACAAGGGUUAUUGCAGAAUCUGUACAGCAACUAAACAGAGACGGUGAUCUAUUGAUGUUUUUGAGGAGGACUGGUCACCGAAAUGAUGGCUAUGUUCAACAACAAAUUGGAGCCUAUCCCUGAGUAUGUUGUAAAUUUUCUACUUGUCCACUUACGAAAAAUAAAUAAGCUAUAUCAUUAAUUGUACUUAUCACUGUAGGAGAUGUGUUAUUGUUGGGUCUGGAUCAACUAAACAGCCUAUUUCUCAUUGACCGAUCUAUACACACAAACACAUAUACUCAUAUACACACCUUACACAUCAUUACACCACAUAGCUCACUAGUAUUUGCGCGGCGAACCUAACCACUGCUAGUUGAACUAUAACACUAUUACACAUAAAACAUACAGGUCGGUUGGUGUUUGAUAUGGUGCGUGUUAACAUUUUAUUGCUGGGAUACGCAGCGCUUACCAUUUUCCCCAUGAAACUGUUGAAGAAGUUAAGAAAUAAAUAAUAUUUUAUAUAAUAACCUUAAGAUCUACUUAAUACACAUAAUGUUAUUUAAAAUAAAUGUAUUACUUUUUAUAGAAAACAUCAAUGCGUUGAAGAGUUCAAACAGUGAAGAAACUGAAAAAUUCUCAAAUAUUUUUAUUUCACUAUCUGAUGUUAUAAAUCGCAAAUACCGCAUAUAUCCAGCGAGGGCAUCUGAAGCAGUAAUAAAGAUAAGUUUGUUCAACUAUAUUAAUAAACAAUAAUUUUACUUGUUGCUUCCUAACACCACAUUGUUAUAUCUCACUAUAGGUAUCUUGUUAAUUAUGUUUUAGAGAAAACCAUUUUUUGGCUCAAUGAUUGGGAAAUCAAUGUUAUAUGGGUUUUGUGUCGCUAUGGAUUCAACAAAUUAUUUAUCGCAAACGUGUGGUUUUAAAUAUGUCAACAAAAAAAGAUGAACCAAAAUUCUUUGGAGCAAUCUUACGGUACACUAUGCCAACCUACAUCCUUCUUGCAAGUUUACAGACUACCUACUGCUGGUUUAUUUAACAAUAAAGGCGCCUAAGACGAGAAACUUCCAAAUUCUUAAAAUAUUAUGUUACAAUGAGGAUGAAACAAUGUAUAUUAGUACAAAACAAAAAAGCUGUUGGUUGCUGUAAACAUCAUCUAACUAUUCAAGAACUAUAUUUCUGUUGAAUUAUUUUAUUUAGUAAAACGUUAAACAUUUUUUCAAAAAUAUAAUAGUUAUUAAGAGAAAAAUUGUA
Aphis gossypii (cotton aphid) is the source of this 1688-nucleotide messenger RNA. RefSeq lists its product as uncharacterized. Lineage: Eukaryota; Metazoa; Arthropoda; Insecta; Hemiptera; Aphididae. The coding region runs from base 123 to 581 and encodes 152 amino acids. The transcript is spliced from 4 exons. The record is from RefSeq and is a predicted model, not a curated record.